CUUGGCCCAGCCCGCCGCCCCGCCCUGUGGCGCAGGAGAGCCGGUGGCCGACGAGCCUCCCGGAGCCCCCGACUCGCUCGGCGGCCGUCAGGGCCCAGGCGCUCCGCCCGCCUCGCCUCGCCUCCCGGCCGGCCAGGCCCGCGCCGUGUCGUGAGGCGGCGCGGAGGCGAAGCGACGCGACUAGGCCGCGGCGAGCCGGGGACUGGCGUAGCCGCCGUGGCCGGGUGGCGUAGGGCGAGGGCCGGGCAGGCGGCGCGCGGCGAGGCCCUCCGCUCCGGGCCGCCUCCUCCUCCUCCUGCUCCCCGAUGUGGCUGCAGCAGCGGCUGAAGGGGCUGCCGGGCCUGGGGUCGAGCAGCUGGGCGAGGCGGCUGCUGGCCCUGCUGAGCUUCGUGCUGGUGGCCUACUGGUACCUCGGCGGGGCCUGGCCGCGCCUGCUGCCCUGGAGGCCCGGCCGGCCGGCGGGGGGCGCGGCGGGGCUGUGCCUGCAGGCCGAGACCCGGGCCUGGCAGGCCUUGGCCGAGAGGGGCGAGGCCCGCCUGCUGCAGUUGCCGCCCGGGUCCGGCGCAGGAGACCCCGAGGCCCCGCUGGCCCUGGUGGGCAACGGGCACCUGCUGCUGGACGUGGCCGCCAACCAGCUGUGGGUGGCCCCGGCCCUGGGCAAGGGUGCCGCCUCCGCCUCCCCUUCUCUGGGCACCGAGUACCCGGCCUUGGCCCAGCUGAGGACCCCGGGCAAUGCCCUGGGCGAGACAGGGGCCGCCGCGGUCAUGCUGAGGGACGGGGCCGUCCACCGGGCCCGCUGCGUCCACAUGGGGCCGGCGGCCUCCGACGGGGCGGCCCGGGAGUGCGUGGCCGUGCGGGAGGAGGUGCUGGCCCACCGUGGGCGGCCACACCUGUACCUGCAGCGCCUGGCCAUUGUCAACCCCACCGAGCGACAGGUGGCCUUUGAGGUGUCCGGCCCGCUCUCAGCGGCCUCCCUGACUCUUGGCGGCGGCGGGGCCAAGACCGGCAGCAAGUUUGUCACCAGCGUGGAGAAAGUGGGAGACCGGCAGUUCCUGCUCUCCUCGGGCCGCGUGCUCCAGCCAGACGGUGCCAAGGUGGUGCUGGUGGUGGUGGCCGCCAAGAAGUUGGUCACCCGGGUGCAGGUGGUGCCCAAGUCGCAGUUUGAAGAGACCUUGGUGUCUGUGGUUCACACCUCUGAGCCCAUCGACGUCUCCCAGCUGGACGAGACCUUCAGCAAGCUCCGGGAGGCGGCCAAAAGGGAGAUGCUGGAGGUGCUGAGGGUGAGGGUGGAAGACCUCCUGCAGGAACAUCGCAAGGCCUGGGCCGACCUGUUCAUCUCAGGGGUGGAAAUGAGGAAGAUCACGGAUGCUCACACGCCUUCCAGCAAGACGGUCAACAUGACACUCUAUUACGUUCUGUCCACCACCCCAGCUCCCCUUCUGGAGCCUCUCAUUAGCAGUGAGGAAAAGGAGAAGAUGGGAGCCACGCUGAACUAUGCUGACCACUGCUUCAGCGGCCACGCCACCAUGCACGCAGAGACCCUCUGGCCGGCGCACUUGCCGAGCGUGUCUCAGGUCCUGCAGCUCUCAGAUUUGUGGAAGCUGACCCUGCAGAAAAGAGGGUGCAGAGGCCUUCUGGCGGCCGGAGCCCACGGCCUCAUGCAAGGGAUGGUGCUCAGCUUUGGAGGGCUGCAGUUUACAGAGAACCACCUCCAGUUUCAAGCUGACCCAGAUGUGCUCCAUAACAGCUACUCCUUGCGUGGGAUUCAUUACAACAAGGACUUGAUCAACCUGGCCGUUCUGCUGGACGCGGAUGGGAAGCCCUUCCUGCACGUCUCUGUGAAGUUCCAAGAGAAGCCGGUCCAGCUGUACGCCUGCGAGGGGGGCUGCUCGAAUGAGCCUGUCGAGCUCACUUCGGAGCUGCGUGGCCACACUUUCCCCGUCAUGGUGACGCAGCCCAUCACGCCGCUGCUCUACAUCUCGACAGACUUGGUCCACUUGCAGGAUCUGAGGCACACGCUGCACCUGAAGGCGAUCCUGGCGCACGAAGAGCACAUGGCGAAGCAGUACCCCGGCUUGCCCUUCCUCUUCUGGUUCAGCGUGGCCUCCCUCAUCACCCUCUUCCACUUGUUCCUCUUCAAGCUCAUUUACAAUGAGUAUUGUGGACCGGGGGCAAAGCCGCUAUUCCGAAGCAAAGUGUGAAGCCAGCCGUGCCGGGAUGUAGGUGCUGGAUGCUUUGGCAGCCGAGUCUUUGUCUUGGGUAUCUGAUCCCAGGCUCCCCAGCCUGAAAGUAAGGGGACAGAGUGGAAUGUCCUGUGGACAAGCUCUCUCUGUGUGAGUGUAUGAAGGAGUAGCAGCCCACAUUCAGUUUUUCUUUGUUUUAAAGUUUGCUCUGGUAGGGAAUUAUUUUUGAGGAUGGGGUGCACUUUUAGCACAGUUUCUAUUUUUGGGGACCACAGUUGCCUCCGGAAUGGUUCAUUGCAGGAAGCAGCGUGCCACUGAAUGUUUGGAGGUUUCAGCUAUGCAGGUACAGGAGGGGAUCUGUUAAAAUGCUCACUAAUGUGAAGAUCCCAGAAUGAAGCUGACAGAUUGACCCUCAGGGUUUCUGGCUUCUACCUUCUCCCCUGGUGGCAGGAAGUAUUAUGUUAGAUUAUUAUUGGAAUCUGAUGGGUGCCAAGAAACUUUUAAGGCAAAGGAGACUAAAGAACAGCCUCACUUGCUUCUGUCACCAGCAUGUUCUAGGCUGGAACUAAGGUUGCUGAACUAGAGUUGUUCCUUUUCCCACUCCUUUCCUUGGCAGGAUUAAGUGCUGAAUGGGGGUAGUUCUAGUAAACUCAGGAGACAAGCAGAGAAGUCAGCCAGGGGACAUCGAGGCCUUGACUUCAAGUUUCCCUUUUUUUUCCUUCCAGAGGUGGGGAGGGAGGACAGCAGCUGGAACGACGAGAAACUGGAGCCCAGUUGUGCUUUAGGACUUGAAGUGUGCAAACCCAGCCAGCAGUAUCAAUUGACGGGGCAAGCAGGUGUUGGCCAGUGAACGUUAGCAGCUAUUUGCAAGUUGAAUGUUCUUUGUUGGCUCUGAAAAUUAGAUUUUGGUGUAAAAUGCAGAGGAGGAAGAGUGCAGAUCUGGCCUCCCAUCACAGCAAAGAAAUCCACAAGCUCUUUCUGUCAGUCACUUUGUAAUUUUUUUUAAUGCAGCAGAGAAAGAAAGAAAUAGUUAGAAAUCCCCAUUGUGGAGUGUGCAUACUACUGGAAACUUAGAAUUCACUCAGAUUCUUUUUAUUCUGCGUGGCGUGUGUGUGUGUGUGUGUCUUUUUUGAAGAUCUAAAAUUCUCAUGGCCUUUUUCUUCUUUUGCAUCAUGCCCUUGUUAAAAAGCAGCCGGCGCAAAUAUCUGCUGCCAUUUCCUCAGUAUAAAGAACACGCAGCUGCUGCUGAAAUCAGCAACUCUGUCAGUCCUUGUUCCUGGACAUGUCUGGUAAAUGUACGCCAUGCAUUCCAUUGUAUGCCAUGACAGCAUCACAUGGGAAACUGUCCAGGCAAAUAGUGACCUGUGGAGGAGAGCCAGUGAGCAUCUCACUAGUGUUAGGUCUCUGUACUUUGGGAUUUAAUUUCAGGGAAAGGGGAGGAGGAAGAGAAGGAGCCCUUCUUUUGACAGCAGCCAUACUCUCUCUGGGUAGCUGCACAACCGCUUGCCUUCCUGUCUGAGAACACCGUCUUUUCUCAGUAUUUUAGCCAAGGAGCGCAUGUAGCGUAGAGGAAAACAAUCCUGCGUAGCUCCCAAGCACACAAGUGGUUAGGAGCUGCUGUGUGGGGGCAGGUAUUAUUUAAAGACAGCACAGUAAAAAGACUCCACUUUGGGCAGAAGUGAUAUCCUUUGGAGCAUUUUUGACCUGCAAGUGAGAUGGACACUGUAGAAGCUGUUCCCCAGCAACCUGCUCUUUGUGCCUUGUGGCGAAAGAAACAAGAACUUUUGGGAGAUCUUUCUCUUUUGAACCCUUUCUCUCCUGAGGUGUGUUGGUUUCCAUAAUAUGUACUCCCUUUAGUGGAGAAUACUUGAAAAUUACACUGUCUUUUCCCCUGGUUAAUUUUAUAGGAAAGUGAACUAGCCUUUUCUCUCUUUUUUGGCUCCAGACUUAUCUGGAUGUCACAGUUCUACUCUCCCUUCCUCCUCCUAAUUGAAUGUUGCCUCAUUUUCUGUGUACAUUUUUAAUUUAUUGUUGGUGGAUUUGGGAAGUUGAAUCAUUGCAACUUUGAGAGUGAAUAACAGCCAAUUAAGAAUGUAUAUAUUUGUCUCUCAUGCAUUCAUCCCACGCUGCAAAUGGGUUUCUCAGCCUUUUGUGAACAAAGCAUACAAAAUAAUCAGCGUUAAUUGAAGGGGUGAAUGUAGGUGAGACCCACUGAUUUUCUUGUUCCAAAUUUGUUGCAAUGUCCUAUUUCUAAAUUCUGGGUUGUGGGUGAAGACACGGGCUUCCUGAUGGUUUGAACAUGAAUUUUGAUUGAUUUUUACAAAUACCAAAGGUUUUGUUUUUUUAGGAAAUAAAUGCUGUUCAAGUCUA
Molecule: messenger RNA, 4553 nt
Organism: Sphaerodactylus townsendi
Lineage: Eukaryota; Metazoa; Chordata; Lepidosauria; Squamata; Sphaerodactylidae
Product: KIAA2013 ortholog
Exons: 2
Coding region: 306-2201 (631 amino acids)
Source: RefSeq, a predicted model, not a curated record